Prunus armeniaca (apricot) is the source of this 453-nucleotide messenger RNA. NCBI's taxonomy places the organism in Eukaryota, Viridiplantae, Streptophyta, Magnoliopsida, Rosales, Rosaceae. The record is from the annotation of a GenBank genome assembly.
AUGCCUAUGGAGAUAGCUGUUCAGUCCCUCAGAAUUACUCACCAACAUGAUUUGGUUGGAGAAAAUUACUCUCAAGCCAUGCUGCUAGAACUAGAAGGAUUGGAUGCAAGAAGAAUUGACACCCUCAAUAAACUACUGGCAGGAAAGCAAGCUGUGUCAAGGGCCUACAACAAAAGAAUAAAGAACAAGAGUUUUGAGGAACGCGAGAUAGUCUGGAAAGUAGUUCUGCCCCUUGGAACACAUGUGGUUGGUUAUAGAAAGUGGUCACCUACAUGGGAAGGCCCUUUCAUAAUCAACCAGAUCCUUGGAAUAGGGGCAUACAGGUUGCAGGAUCGAGAGGGGGAAGUCCAUGUUGCCCCAAUCAACGGCAAAUGGUUGAAAAAGUUUUUUCCAACUAUGUGGGACUCACAAGCUGUACAGACAGAUCCCGGGAUAGAGAAGGAACAACCCUGA